CGAGUCCAUAGCUUCUCGAUCAAUUAUGCUUUUCUGAUCAAUGCCUUUCGAGGUUUUUGAUACUUGUCUUUUCCAAAAUUUAUGCUUCUUCGUCAUGGUCUUUGAGAGAACUUGUGAAAAACAUAUGUAUUUCGAAUACAACAGAAAUGGAAAAAAGCUUUAUCCAUGGCAGCCGGUAUUUCUGGAUGGGAUCUCCAGGCCGAGACAAAUGGGUACGAGUCUAAGCUCAUUGAUGCCAUCUCCAAAGAAAUCCUUGUAAAAAUUUGUGGCAUGGUCUUUUUAGUAGGGAUAGAUGUCCAUGCCGAUAAAAUUACCGUUGCGCUUCAUCAGGUCUCAUAAGGUCCAUAUGAUUGGUAUAUGUGGUAUUGGUGGAAUAGGAAAGACAACUCUUGCGAAAGUUAUCUAUAAUUUGAUAAAUGUUUCUUUUGUGAAGAUGUUCAAGGAACUACAAAACGACAUGGCCUAUCUCAAGUGCUAACAGAACUUUUAGAUGAUAGCUUAAUUGGAAACUAGAGUUGUGAAGGUAUCAAAUAUUACUCAAGGAAUUACUUUAUGGAAACAGAGCGUUAAAUCAAAGCGUAUUUUGCUUGUUUUAGAUGAUAUUGGUCAUUUGGACCAGUUACAAGCACUAGCGGGUUCACAUGGUUGGUUUUUCCCAGGAAGUUUGAUCAUUAUGACUAGCAAAGACAAACAAUUAUUAACUUCUCAUAAAGUGGAUGAAAUUUAUGAGAUUGAAUUUUUACGUGAUGAUGACGCCCUUGAGCUCUUUAGUUGGCAUGCCUUUGGCGAAAAGCAUCCUAGGGAAGACUUCCAAGACCUUGCUGAUCGGGUGGCGCAAUAUGUGCAAGGCCACUGUCUUGCACUUAUAGUUCUGGGUAAUUUUUUGUAUAAUAAAACAGUGCUUCAGUGGAAAAGCGAACUGGAUAGGCUUCAGUUAUAUCCUAAUGCAGAUAUACAACUAGUGCUUAAGUUGAGUUAUAAUGGACUAGCAUUGAUCAGAAAAGUACCUUCCUUGAUAUAUCUAGUGCAUUUAUUGGAGAGAGUAUAGAUUUAGCAGCAAGUGUAUUCGAUAGCUGUAAUCUCUUUGCCAAUACAAAUAUCAGAGUAUUAGUUGAUAAGUCGUUAGUCACGAUUUCUAGCAGCAGGUUACUUCAAGUGCAUGACUUGAUUCAAGCAAUGGCAAAGGAAAUUGUACGCGAAGAAUCUAACAGGCCUGGGAAUCGGAGCAGAUUGUAGAUUCCAUCAGAUGUUAUUGAUGCAUUGAGUAAGAAUAAGGUAACACAAGCCGUUGAAGUUCUAGUCCUUAUGCUACAGAAGUCGUUUCAGAAAGUUCACAUAUACUGCAAAUCUUUUUCUAGUAUGAAUAAUAUGCGGAUCCUCAAAAAUUUUGAUCUGGAAUUGGAAGACUCUGAGCAUGUAUUUGAAUCAGAUUUGGCUAAGGACUCAAAGGUGAACUACUCUGGAAGUUUGGAAUUUUUGUCCAAUGAACUACGUUUGCUUUAUUGGCAUAGAUACCCUUUCAAGUCGCUACCAUUAGAUUUUUAUCCAGAAAACAUUGUUGCCAUUGACAUGUCUUAUGGUUGCAUCAAAUAUCUUUGGACAACCCCUAUGCGUUUAAAAAGGUUAAAAAUAAUGAAGCUGAGGCACUGUCAUAACCUUACAAAUAGCCCCGACUUCAGAGUUUAGAAAUCUUGAAGAGCUAAAUUUUGAAGGGUGUAUGAAUUUGCGUGAGAUUCAUGCAUCAAUUGGACUACUCAAGCAGCUUGUUGUCUUGAAUUUGAGGAACUGCAUACGCCUUAGUAGUUUUCCAUGCAUAACCGAAUUAUAUUCUCUGGAAGUUCUGAAUCUUUCUGGUUGCAUAAAAAUGGAUAAAUUCCCUAAGAUGUUGGAAACCUUUAAGAGCUAGGUAGAGGUCUGUGUUGAUAACACUGCCAUGAAAGACCUUGUCCCUUUUCAAUCAUCGUUGAGUAAUGUUCAAGCGGAUUCACUUAGAGAGCAUGAGGGGAUCCAAUGGCCUCAAUCAAGAUGGUGGACUUCAACCUUUUGGCCUUCGUUUUUACCAAGAAUACCUUCAUUAUCGUGUCUACGUCUCUUAAAACGUCUGGAUCUUAGCCAUUGCAAUUUAUCAGAACUGAGUCAGGACAGCAUUGGCAGUUUAUUGUAUUUAGAACAUUUAAAAUUGAAUGGUAAUGACUUUACAAGCUUGCCUGCUAGUUUGAGUCAACUUUCUCGACUUCAGAUGCUUGGACUUGUUGGUUGCAAGAAGCUUGAAGUGUUGCCAGGACUUCCACCAAACAUUACUCGUUUCGAUGCUUUUGAUUGCACCGCUUUACGACAACUGCACAAGCAGCAAAUACUUAACAGCAACUAUAACUUGUUCUAUGAUUUGACUAAUUGUCCAAAAUUGGUUGAUAGUUAUACCAUUGAAAGCAUGGUGUCUAUGUUGGUGCCGCAGAGAAGUAAUUACAUGGGUAAGAAAUUGCAUAUUGUGCUCCAGGGAACUAGAAUUCCUCAAUGGUUUACAAAUCAAAGUACAGGAAAUCAUGUAAAGAUAAAAGAUUAAUAACUGCAAGCAUUUUGGAUUCGCGGAUGGGAGGAGCAACAGCUUCACUUCCUCGUUGCUUCUUUCUAGACCUACACCGUGUAUACCAGAGAGUGGAAAAGUGCAUACAACCGUGUAGUUUUUGGAAAGUAAGGAUGAAUGUGUAAUUUCAUUAAAUCACAAGGAAUUUUACUCGAUUUGCAAAGAUGAUUUGACCAAUAGAAGAAUACAAGCAACGAAUAGGUGUGUGACGACA
Erigeron canadensis is the source of this 2798-nucleotide messenger RNA. Its product is annotated as disease resistance protein Roq1-like. The record is from RefSeq and is a predicted model, not a curated record. NCBI's taxonomy places the organism in Eukaryota, Viridiplantae, Streptophyta, Magnoliopsida, Asterales, Asteraceae. Bases 1934 to 2563 code for a protein of 209 amino acids. Gene Ontology annotation, molecular function: protein binding. The transcript has 6 exons.